Messenger RNA from Oreochromis niloticus (Nile tilapia), 642 nucleotides. RefSeq names its product cysteine-rich hydrophobic domain-containing protein 2. Lineage: Eukaryota; Metazoa; Chordata; Actinopteri; Cichliformes; Cichlidae. The record is from RefSeq and is a predicted model, not a curated record. The coding region runs from base 1 to 357 and encodes 118 amino acids. The transcript is spliced from 5 exons.
AUGGUAGAGCAGGUGGCACCAGAGGAAUUCAAAGCCAGUAUCAAUCGUGUGAACAGCUGCCUGAGAAAGACGCUCCCGGUGAAUGUGCGGUGGCUUCUGUGUGGUUGUCUUUGUUGCUGUUGCACACUGGGCUUCAGUUUGUGGCCCGUCAUCUGCCUCAGCAAAAGGACAAGAAGAUCUAUAGAGAAACUUUUGGAGUGGGAAAACAGCAGACUUUACCACAAGUUGUGUUUGCAUUGGAGACUAAGCAAAAGGAAGUGUGAAACCAACAACAUGAUGGAAUAUAUGUUGUUUAUCCAGCCGGCUUUCAGAGAGAGAGGAACAGAUGGAAAUCUGAAAGAAGGCCUUUUUGAGUAGAUUGCAUAAUUGUCUUUCACUGCUCCGCACACCUUUGUGAAAGCAUGAGACUAUGAGGUUAUGUAUGUCAAGAAUUUGAGCUAUGCCACUUAGUUUUUGUUCACUGAGGUCUGGUGAUUGCAUGGAUCACACUCAGGGGAUUGCACUAGAUUUUAAAAAACCCAUAAUGUAGCAAAAUCUCACUGUUACACCAGGGUGUCGCAUAUAGUACACACGUCACACGUUACUUUGAGUAAUUGCUAAACGAUGCAUUUGAAGAUUUGGAAAUAUCCCUGAGAAAAAAAA